Molecule: messenger RNA, 3290 nt
Organism: Cynoglossus semilaevis (tongue sole)
Lineage: Eukaryota; Metazoa; Chordata; Actinopteri; Pleuronectiformes; Cynoglossidae
Gene: egr1
Product: early growth response 1
Exons: 2
Coding region: 491-2017 (508 amino acids)
Biological process (GO): regulation of transcription by RNA polymerase II
Cellular component (GO): nucleoplasm
Molecular function (GO): RNA polymerase II cis-regulatory region sequence-specific DNA binding; DNA-binding transcription repressor activity, RNA polymerase II-specific
Source: RefSeq, a predicted model, not a curated record
AAACCUCUCAGCUCAGAGAGAGCCCUGAGAGCCAUAAAGCAACUAGAGCAGAGACAGACAUAGAAAGACACUCACUUCCCUGACAGAGAAAUAUCACAACCAAAAGUUACAAAGUCAAUUCAAAACAAACUCUAUCCAAGAAGGUCAGAACCUGAUUGGAUGAGAUUUCUUUUUUAAUAUAAAAAAGAAGAAGAUUAAUCUUUAUGAUUAAUUUUCAUGAAUGUUAGGGAAUGAGUGCAAAGGGACACUUUUGAUUUUUUUAUGAAAAAGACAAGUGGAUCUUUACUCAUCUCCGAAAGACAAGACUGGAAACAACAGGAGUUACUGGAGCAGCAGAGUCAAAGGAGCGAGCAUCUUCCUCGACAUCUGCAGAAGAGCGAAGCGGAGUGUGAUUCCCACACUCCACCUGCGAGGCGCAGCUCUAUACCCAGCCUGCCUGCUCUCUUCAGCUCCUUCCAGCGCAGCCUCAGCACUGUAGCUCCAGCAGAGGAUGGCUGCAGCCAAGACUGAGAUGAUCCUCCCAACCCUGCAGAUCUCAGAGCCUCUGAGCUUCCCUCACUCCCCCAUGGAUAACUAUCCUAAGCUGGAGGAGGUGAUGAUGCUGACUGCAGGGACACCCUUCCUCCCUGCCUCCGCACCCGAAGGUGCUGGCUUUGGCUCCGGGGAGCCAGGAGAUCAGUAUGACCACCUUACUGGAGAUACGCUACCUGAUAUCUCCUUCAACAAUGACAAACCCGUGUCCGAGCAGACCUACUCCACCCAGAGGCUGCCCCCUAUCUCCUACACAGGCCGUUUCACCCUGGAGCCCGCCACCACCUGCAGCAACAGCCUGUGGGCAGAGCCAAUCUUGGGUCUUUUCACCGGCCUGAUGGGCAAUGUUGCCCCCAGCUCCAGCACUUCCUCCAUUGCCUCGCAAACAACUUCUUCCUCCUCUUCGUCAGCGUCGUCCUCGUCCACCUCUUCUACCUCUUCUGCAUCUCAGACCUCCAGCCUCAGUUCCUCCAUUCACCACAGCGAGCCCAACCCCAUUUACUCAGCUGCCCCAACUUACUCCAGUCCUAACUCUGACAUCUUCCCAGAUCAGAGCCAGGCAUUCGGUGCAGGUGGAGCAGUGCAGUACCCUCCUCCCGCCUACCCAAACGGGAAGACCACCACAAGCUUCCCUGUGCCCAUGAUUCCAGACUACCUGUUUCCUCAGCAGCAGGGGGAGAUCAGCCUGGUGCCUCCCGACCAGAAGCCCUUCCAGAGUCAAUCCAGCCAACCCUCCCUCACCCCUCUGUCCACCAUUAAGGCCUUCGCCACCCAGACUGGUUCCCAGGACUUAAAGAGCGUGUACCAGUCUCAGCUGAUUAAACCCAGCCGCAUGCGCAAAUACCCCCCCAGGCCGAGCAAGACGCCCCCACACGAGCGACCCUACGCCUGCCCUGUGGAGACCUGCGACCGACGCUUCUCCCGCUCUGAUGAGCUGACACGUCAUAUUCGCAUCCACACAGGUCAGAAACCCUUCCAGUGUCGUAUCUGCAUGCGCAACUUCAGCCGCAGCGACCACUUGACAACGCACAUUCGCACUCACACCGGUGAGAAGCCGUUCGCCUGUGAGAUCUGCGGACGUAAGUUCGCCCGCAGCGACGAGAGGAAGAGGCACACAAAGAUCCACCUGCGGCAGAAGGAAAAGAAGGCAGAGAAGGCGGGAGCUGCAGCCGUGGUGACAGCAGCAUCAGUACAAGCUGCCUCCACUCCCUCCAGCUACCCCUCUCCCAUGGCCUCCUACCCCUCUCCAGUGUCUUCUUACCCAUCUCCAGUCACCUCGUGCUACUCCUCUCCUGUCCACACAUCUUACCCCUCUCCGUCCAUAGCUACCACCUACCCCUCAGUGUCCAUGUCCAGCACUUUCCAGUCCCAGGUCGCUUCCUCGUUCCCCUCCUCAGUCGCUUCCAACAUCUAUAACUCCCCUAUACCCACCCCCCUAUCAGACAUGCAGACCACGCUGUCUCCAAGGACAAUCGAAAUCUGCUAAGGAAGAGCAAAGAGAGAAAAAAAAACUUUUUCAGACCUUCUGCACCUCCUCUCUUCCUUAGGGUUCUUUGAGAGGGGGAAAAGAAAUCAGCAUCAAAAGACUUUGUUUCCCCCUGCAGAAAGCACUUUUCUCUCUGCUCCCUGUGCAGUGUUAGGCAAACCUUGAGAUUUACCUGAAAGGGAGAAAAAGACUGAUGUCAAGGACUGGGCAAAGACAUUAAAAGUCAAAAAGGGAUAAUUUUUUUUUGGCUCUGUAAAAGAACUAGAGAACUUCAAAUGCAUACGGGACUCCACCAAGGAACAAACAGAUCGGCAGCAGUUGUGGUGCUCAGGCACGGUCGUCCUCGCAGGCACUCAAACAGUUCAAAAGACAUUGAAUAAUAUACAUAAGCUACGUAAAUGUAUAUUGUACAUGUGCCAUGUUUUGUUUUUAUCAUUCCUCGGUACCACUGAUGUGAAAAAUGAUUUGCAUAUUUGCAUUGUAUUAUUUGAAGUGAGCAGGGCCAUAUUUUCUACAUUCUUUCUCUAUUAUGUCGUGAUGAUGCUGUGAUACGUUUUGACAUUGUUUGGAGAAAAAAAAAGCACUUAAGUAUUCAAGCAUGAGUAAGAGUGAUGUUACUUUCUGUUUGUAAAUAUCAUUCUCCGGUACUAUCCCUUUCUCUCUUUCUCACAUGUGACAUAUCGACCAGUUAUAUGGAAAAACAGAGAAAAGAAAAAAAAAAGUUUAACAAAAAACCACCACAUAAAACAAAACAAAUGCUCCCGUUAUUUGGUGCCUUUCGUGAAGCCUUGCUGGUGUUGUGACUCGGCUGCGAGCAAGCGAGCAAGCGAGGGAGGGAGAGAGGAUGCGCUGCAUCUCGCCUUAGGAAGAGGGAAUAUUUUUGUUACAGAAUGUAAGUCAUGCUUAGAGGGAGGACAAGGGACAUGCUCUGAGGGCACCGCUUCAUUUCAUUAGAAUGUAAGCAAACAAAAAAAAAAAAAAAAAGAAGAAGGAGAAAGAGUAUAAAGUCUAUUUUUGUAAAACUGAAAUGUAAAUAUCCACAUCUUCGAGAGCUGGAAUGUUGAAGUUACCUACUGAGUAGGCAUGGGAUUCUUUUGUAUGUUAUAUACAUGCAGUUCAUUAUUUUGUGGUUAUCUUAUUUUGUAUUUGUGUUUGUUUAAACAAGUGACUGUUUCUGGCUUCUAAACACAUUGAAUGCGCUUAACUGCCAGUGGGAUAUUUGGUGUACAAGAUAUCCUCCCAAAAAUGAAAUAUAAAUAAAAAUAUAAAUAUA